AUGGCGAGAAGAUCCCUCAAAGCCAGGCCGACGCUGGUGCUCAUCAGCCUUCUUCUAAUGGCAGACCUGGCAAUCGUCGGCUAUGGCCGAAGAGUUGCAGAACUGGAUGUCUUAGCAGUCGGCGACAGCGGAGGCGGUGACCGUGGCUCGCCGCCGCGCAAAGGCUGCUGCUUGUCCAACCAGGCAUCUUCUUCAGCGUCAGGGCGACACCUUGGUGAUUGCUGCAAGCACAUGCAUGUUGUGUCCAAGAGUCUUUUCAGUGGAUUUUCUCAGAUGAUCCUGUGCUAUGGUAUGACCAUUGAAAUUGUAAGAUGGGAAUCACAUCUAGUGGUCAAUUGCAGUGCAACCCCUCUCUGCAAGUGA
Miscanthus lutarioriparius is the source of this 363-nucleotide messenger RNA. NCBI's taxonomy places the organism in Eukaryota, Viridiplantae, Streptophyta, Magnoliopsida, Poales, Poaceae. The record is from the annotation of a GenBank genome assembly.